GCAAUUUAGUUCAGCUUGCACUUAAUCGGCUCGAUAUCAUUCUGCAGUUCUUGGCAGCAUGAGCGGAAAGCGCCCUCCUCCGGACCCGAUUGCCGUCCUCCGCGGCCACCGAUCCUCAGUCAUGGACGCAUGCUUCCAUCCCUCCCACCCUCUUCUUUUCACAGGUGCGACUGAUGGUGAGCUCAGAGUUUGGGAUACGGUGCAGCACAGAACGCUUUCUUCUACGUGGGCUCAUGGCGGUGCUGCCGGUGUGUAUUGUGUGGCGACGAGUGCGUCUCUAGGAAAUAGGGUCGUGAGUCAGGGCAGAGAUGGCACUUGUAAAUGCUGGGAGAUUGAAGAAGGUGGCCUCUCCAGAAAGCCCUUAAUAUCAUUUAGGACGAGCGCGUAUCAUUUUUGUAAGCUUUCAUUGGUGAAGACUUUGACUUGUGUUGCACCAACCUGCCAAACUUCUCGUUAUAAGCCAGCAUUUGAUGGAGCUGAGCCUGACAUCAAUUGCGAUCUACAAGAAUCUGUUAAUAGAUUCUGCGGAGAAGAAUCUGUUCAAGGUUCAGACUGCUUGGUCACUAAUGGGCCAGUGCUGAUGGCCUCAGCAGGAGAAGCAAACCAGGUUGAACUUUGGGAUCUAAAUGAGGCUAAAAGGAUAAUGUGCUUGCCACAUAUUUCUAGUUCAGGUUUCAUAGGAAACUCAGCAAAGCAAAGAGGACUAUGUAUGGCUGUGCAGGCUUUUGUUCCAUCUGAAUCACAAGGCUUUCUGAAUGUUGUUUCUGGAUAUGAAGAUGGCAGCAUGCUUUUGUGGGACACUCGAAAGUCAGAUGCUCCAUUAUGUAAUGUGAAAUAUCAUUCUGAAGCUGUUUUAAGCGUGACAGUUGACGCCUUCUGCAAUGGAGGCAUGUCUGGAUCAGCAGAUAACAAAAUUAUAAUAUUUAAACUGGACCAUAGAACGGGUUCUGUUUCUGUCAAGAAAGAAAUAGCUCUGGAUCGAGCUGGAAUAUCAGGCACUACCGUUCGCGCAGAUUGCAAAAUUGCAGCAACAGCUGGAUGGGAUCACCGAGUCCGAGUUUAUAACUAUCGCAAGGGGAGUCCUCUUGCCGUGUUGAAAUAUCACAGUGCUUCGUGUAAUGCAGUUGCAUUCUCGCCUGACUCCAAGCUUAUGGUCUCUUGUUCUGAAGACACAUCAGCAGCACUCUGGGAGUUGUAUCCACCGCAAGCUUAACAUAUAUUUCCAUCUAACCAUUGUGCGAGUAACUUAAGGUAAUUUUUGCUUGCUCUCUUACCUAGUUAACCUCCUGAAACUAGUUAAUCUUUGCUCUCUCUCUCUCUCUCUCUAAUCUCCCGGAACUUUCUCGCACGUAACGGCUUUACGAUCAUGUAUAUAGUCCAUCGCGCAACUAUAAAUCAUACAAUUGUCUUAAUGUUUUGAUUAUGCUUGUUUGCUUCGACCCAUUCAUGUUUGCAUUCUGAUCCUAAAUUUUUUACUAAAAA
Dendrobium catenatum is the source of this 1482-nucleotide messenger RNA. RefSeq names its product protein DECREASED SIZE EXCLUSION LIMIT 1. Bases 59 to 1213 code for a protein of 384 amino acids. NCBI's taxonomy places the organism in Eukaryota, Viridiplantae, Streptophyta, Magnoliopsida, Asparagales, Orchidaceae. The record is from RefSeq and is a predicted model, not a curated record. Gene Ontology annotation, molecular function: protein binding. The transcript has 13 exons.